AUGAGACUUCAACCCCUCGGCCCCUCGACCCCUCGACCCCUCGGCCCCUCGGCCCCUCGACCCCUCGGCCCCUCGGCCCCUCGGCCCCUCGACCCCUCGGCCCCUCGGCCCCUCGACCCCUCGGCCCCUCGGCCCCUCGACCCCUCGGCCCCUCGGCCCCUCGACCCCUCGACCCCUCGGCCCCUCAACCCCUCGGCCCCUCGGCCCCUCGGCCCCUCUACCCCUCGGCCCUCGGCCCUCGACCCCCUCGGCCCCUCGACCCCUCGGCCCCUCGACCCCUCGACCCCUCGGCAGGUCAAAGCUAAGCUACAGUACAUAACAAUAUAA
This is a messenger RNA of Oncorhynchus nerka (sockeye salmon), 327 nucleotides long. RefSeq names its product cornifin-B-like. Bases 1 to 327 code for a protein of 108 amino acids. The transcript has a single exon. NCBI's taxonomy places the organism in Eukaryota, Metazoa, Chordata, Actinopteri, Salmoniformes, Salmonidae. The record is from RefSeq and is a predicted model, not a curated record.